Molecule: messenger RNA, 4388 nt
Organism: Gekko japonicus
Lineage: Eukaryota; Metazoa; Chordata; Lepidosauria; Squamata; Gekkonidae
Gene: HSPA13
Product: heat shock protein family A (Hsp70) member 13
Exons: 5
Coding region: 111-1532 (473 amino acids)
Biological process (GO): vesicle-mediated transport; protein refolding; cellular response to unfolded protein
Cellular component (GO): plasma membrane; cytoplasm; cytosol
Molecular function (GO): ATP hydrolysis activity; ATP binding; ATP-dependent protein folding chaperone
Source: RefSeq, a predicted model, not a curated record
CGAAACGAAGGUAUAGUCAUCACUCCGCUAACAACCCAGGAAGCCGGUUAGUGCCACAAGAAGUGCCAUCGUAGAAUUCGCGGCAGAGGACCAAAUCGACUCUUGUGAAGAUGGCCGGAGAAAUGACGAUACUGGGUUCUGCUAUUUUGACUCUUUUGUUAGCUGGAUACCUAGCCCAACAGUAUUUGCCCAUGCCCACACCAAAAGUAAUCGGAGUUGAUCUUGGCACUACAUACUGUUCUGUUGGUGUGUUCCUUCCUGGCACAGGACAGGUGAAAGUGAUUCCUGAUGAAAAUGGGCACAACAGCAUCCCAAGCAUAGUGUCUUUCACAGAGAAAGAUGUGUAUGUAGGUUAUGAUGGACUAGAGCUGGCCGAUUCAAACCCACAGAACACUGUGUAUGAUGCCAAAAGAUUUAUAGGGAAGAUUUUCACUCCUGAAGAACUGAGAUGGGAAAGCAGGAGAUACCCAUUUAAGAUUCUUAAUAAUGAAGGAGCUGCAGAAUUUUCCAUUGCGACAAAUGAGACAUAUAACAUAACACCAGAAUAUAUUGGUUCUCAGCUGCUCCUUAAGCUGAAGAGGAUGUCAGAGGACUACCUUGGCAUGCCCAUUUCCAAGGCAGUAAUUUCAGUACCAGCAGAAUUUGAUGAAAGACAACGAAACUAUACAAUAAAGGCAGCUAGCCUUGCAGGACUGGAAAUCCUGCGGGUAAUUAAUGAACCUACAGCUGCAGCUAUGGCAUAUGGUCUCCACAAGGCUGAUGUAUCAAAUGUUCUGGUUGUGGAUUUGGGUGGAGGAACAUUGGAUGUUUCUCUGUUGAACAAGCAAGGAGGGAUGUUUCUGACACGAGCCAUGGCAGGUAACAACAUGCUUGGAGGACAGGAUUUCAACCAGCGGCUGCUCCUCUAUCUAUAUAAUCAAGUCCAUCAGACGUACGGCUCAAUACCCACCAAAAAGGAAGAAAUACAUAGACUUAGACAAGCUGUAGAAGCUGUCAAACUGAACUUGACAGUUCACAAUUUUUCUACAAUCAGGGUACCUCUUACCAUGCCAGAGAAGAAGAACCAACAUGAACAUUUGCAGGAAGAGAAACAAGCAUAUAGCACACAAGAUGAGGAUUUAAUUGAAGAUGGCCAUUCAGUGAAAGAUAAUAUGAGGGACAGAGAAACACCGAGCAGCACUUCAAAACAAAUUCUCUUUGAAACACAAGUUUCCCGGAAACUGUUUGAGACAUUAAAUGAGGACCUUUUUGAGAAGAUCCUUGUUCCUAUAGAGCAGGUAUUGAAAGAAGGACAUCUAGACAAGUCAGAAGUAGAUGAGAUUGUAUUAGUUGGAGGUUCCACCCGUAUUCCAAGGAUACGAAAAGUUAUUAAAGAGUUCUUUGGGAAGGAACCCAACACCUCUGUUGACCCGGACCUAGCAGUGGUAAUAGGGGUGGCUAUCCAGGCAGGAAUUGUUGGGGGAUCCUGGCCUCUCCAAGUUAGUGCUGUAGAAAUUCCAAACCGACAUUUACGAAAGACAAAUUUCAACUGAGUGUCAGUGUUCUUACAUUCUAUUCUUUUUAACUAUGUAACUUAAUUCCUUUUGCAUGUUUCCGUACUAUUUCAGGUUGGAUCCUGCAGAUCUGUCCCACUAAGUAGUGCCUUUCUCCAGUGCAAGGAGCCUUUUCCUGCUGCAGCAGUCUCUUCUAGGAAAGCACCAUUAGUCAUGUAGCAGAACCAUAGGAUCCAACCUAUUUUCUCUUCUUGUCUUCAAGGGAUUGGACACUAGAAAUUGAUUAGGAUAUCUUCAGCUUUUACCGGAGCUGCAAGAGAACAUAAGUUUGUGAAGAUUUCCCCCACCCCCAAUUUUGAUAAUCAACAGAACCUCAAAGACUUCAUUACUUGAAAAUGAAAUGACAUUGUUCUGGAGUAACGGCUGAAAUAGUGUUGAAAAUGAAUCCUGGUGUUCCCCACACCAGGAGCUGGUAUUGAUUGUGAGCUGGCCUGGUGUGUAGCAGUAUUAAUGCAGAUAGCACAACUAAAGUUCAUCAUAUACAGCAUUUAAAAGCACUUUUCUCAAGAUUGUGUUCAAACUUGAAUAUACUUUGGAUAGAAGCACUUUGCUAAGAACUGAUUUGCAGAAACUACCAAAAAAUCUGUAACAGCAGGUGCUACAGAGAGGCAUUAUUAUUGGACACUUGAAGCACCCCUUUGUUAGAGACAGUACUAGUCUGUGGUUUUUCCUAUAUAAGUGUUGCCACCAGCUGUAUGUGUUCUGAUUAUAAGUUGGAAAUUGCAGACAUUGUGCGACAAUAUAUUAGCUUGCUUGAGCUGUUGGCCUUCAGUUUUGAUGGGUGAAUGCUACUGAAGUUAUUUCAUAAUAUGAAUAUCUCCUGUUUUGUUUUUACUUUUUCUGGAAAGUUGCAAUUCAAAGAGCAGCUGAUGUAACCAUUCCAUAAAAUUCCUUGAAACAGCAAGCUUAACCUAGGCUUUUGUAGAAAGUAUUGAGAAAUAUUUCCAGGGCUUCUACAAAAAUUUCUGUUAAUAAUAAUAAUACUGGUAUUUUUAAAAUACUGUUGUUAGCCUUUUGAAGUAAAUCUUUCACUGUUUACUGCUUAAUUGAGUUUGCAAUGAAAGAUUUAGGGAUUGAUCCCGUUUCCUAACAUGUCAGAGCUCACACAGUGUUAUGCUGUGAAUGCAAGCAAUAUUGAGUGUUUCUGGACAUUCAGUCACCAGGACAAAAAUAUUACAUAAACGAAAGCAAUCUGAGAUACAACGACCAGUGAUUUUCUGCAGUCACAGUGGCUGCAAAAUAUGCUAUGAUGAAAUAGUUGCAAGCACCAUCUUUCUGAUUACCCAGCUUACAUAUCAUAUGCCUCUGCAUAAAUGUGGUCAAAGAUCACCACAACAGCUUGUGUGCAGAGGGUAAAAGUAAUUCUGAAACAUGGUCCCCAAUACUCUACCCACAGCUGCCUUGGUGAUGCUUUUUCUAGUGGUAUUUGAAAGGAGUGUUUGAUAGAUGUGCACUUUUCUGAUUAGUAGCAUGAAGGAAGACCUAGGAGAAAAUUUUAAGGACAUGUAAGAAAUUGUACAAAGCGGAAGUUGUGUGAACUGCCCUGUAGAGCUGGUUCUCCUAUAGGAUCUAUAUAUGAUAUUGGUAUUAGCAGGCGCAUAAGACACACAGCCAGGAUUGAAACUGUGUGAACCGAAGGGGGCUUAGCUUUUUUAUAACAUCUUCAAACAGCAGCUCCAUAUACAGGAAAAUCAGUUUUAAAAGCAAUUCAAGGUUUCAAAAAAUUGUGGUAUAGCAUGGAUGUCAGCUGUUCAAAGUUAACAAAAUACCAACGUGCCCAUUAAGUGAGGGAAAGCAUGUCUUUAAAUUCUGAUCCUUUUCUAUCUCAUGGGAGACAGAAAAAUUAGCCAAGUCCUUAGUUUUAAAGAAACUACAAGUUUUUUAAAGUAAUGGUAUGCAGGAACACAGGAAGCCAAAUAAUAUGGAUCGGAUUGUUUGUAGGGACUGAAAGAAAAACACAGUCCAUGUAACAAUUUUUUAAAAUGUAUUUUAGAUUAAAUCUGUCAUUACCAUGGUAGUGGACAGAUUGAAAUAGAAAUAUUUUUCUCAUAAUGAGGGGAACACAUUUGCUUUCUUUAGCCCAUGAUCUUGCCAACCUGAGACCAUCUCCCCUAAAACUGGGAGAAGUGCCUCUGAACCUUAGUGUGGGUCAGGGUCACACUUUUGCUAGACUUGGCCAAAAAAAACCCUCAGCCCACUGUUAAAAAUGCUAUAUAAUGUCAUCAAUCUAACUGUAUCAAAGCAGGACUAAAUCUAGGUAAAGACCAAGUGUAAUGGAAGAAUUUUAAAUGAAAUAAAAAUUCAGCCUUAUAAAAUAAGAAUAUAAUUUGGUAUCUCAAAUUUAUAUUUUUUAGGAAUGCAGCAGUUUCUGGAGUUUUCUUCAGAUCAGAAAGGAAUUUGUGUGCAGCCUAAUGCUAAAAGUCUUAACUUGGGGUAGUAGAAACAGCAAGGCUGUUUACUGGGCAAGCAGAGCAGCUUUGGUGGUCCUCACCCUCACAGUUAAGACUCCAGUACUGCUGGUUUGCUAGCAGCGUUCUAAAUCCUAAACCUAUGAGUUGUUGUGCUGGCACAUAACUUGUAGGACUGGGUUACUUGGUCACUGUCAAGGAGCUGAGAGUCACCUGAAAAUUUAGUGUUUUGGAGAGAAGUAAAUAUUUCGGACAUUACAAUGAGGUAACUGACAAAUCACCAUAGGACCCUAUUUUUAAAACAAGGCAGUAUAGUUAGUCAAAUGGUACUCUUACUGAAACCACUAUUUUUAAAAGAGAAAACAGGCUAUUGAAUAUGCGUACAUUUAAGUUGCCUACAAGGGUUUAUAUAAAAUAAAAAGAGUUC